Molecule: messenger RNA, 1164 nt
Organism: Yamadazyma tenuis ATCC 10573
Lineage: Eukaryota; Fungi; Ascomycota; Pichiomycetes; Serinales; Debaryomycetaceae
Source: RefSeq, a predicted model, not a curated record
AUCAUGUCUGCUCCACCAAAUCAAGGGUCUACCGCCCAAACUGGUUCUCGUACCCAAAUAGAAACACAUCCACAGUCACAGCAGGAGCAAGCUCCGGUGCCGAUUCUCCAUUUGCGCAAGCACACCAAAAAGCCCAAGGUUCUGUGGGCUGAUGAUACGGUGGAUAAUGAGCACAUGAACAAGAAAAAGACAAAGAUCUGUUGCAUCUUCCACCCGGCAGACCCUAACCAUAGUUGUGAAAGCAGCAGUGAGAGUGAGAGUGAUGCGAGUGACGACGAUGGGGUGGCGGGAGGCGGUGCUGCCGGUGGGCCUAAUGCGUAUGAAGUUCAGCCCAAGUACCCGCGAGCGAGUGAGUAGUGGCUAUUAACAUGUGGUUGUCUUGUCAUUCAGGAUACAUUGCAAUUAUUCAGCAGGGGUGACAGUGCACCGAUGUCCAGGUCAGUCCUUCAUAGAGUAUAUAGCUACGAUUAAUGCAGUUUCUAUUAACGAAUGCUAGGCCAUUGUCUUCAUUGAGCAGAAUGUACGUAUUGUAAUUUAUUAGUCUGCGGUUCGUAGGUGCUGUACACGAGUUGUUCGUUGUUAAUGUGGAGCGCUGCUCGCAUCAUUGUGAUGUGUUUGUGCGUGAGAGUCAUGAUAGUCCGUCCAGGAAGUUGUGAGUCCAUCAAGUCGUGAGUCCAUCGAGUCGUGAGUCCAUCAAGUCGUGAGUUCAUUGGAGACCAUGAGAGCCGUAAGUAUCAGGUGACUCUUACCCUGGUAGAAACUUGAAGUGUGAGAGCGUGUAAUGACAGCUUCAGCACUUACGACAUAAGUCGUCCACCACCUAUUCCGGAUUACUCACCUUCAACUUCCUCGUAUAAUCAACAUCAUCUCCCAACGUCUGUGUCGACAAGUUGUUAUUUCUAAACAACGGCUCAAGCCGUGGAUCGUACACGUGCGACUCAAACUCGGUGAUUGGGAACAUCUGGAUCUCAUUGAACUCCACCUGCUGAUCUCGUGGAGAGGUCAACUUCUUCUUCGAAAGGUUCCGUGAAAGGCCUCCCACAGUGUCCUUGCCAAGCAUGGUGAAGAUGGAUUUACUGGAACUAUUUCGCUUCAACAGCUGCGCCGCCAGCUCCAUCGCCGGAGUUUUGGCCAAGGACUCGUCCGAGGAAAAUUGGUUUUCCU